Molecule: messenger RNA, 1297 nt
Organism: Phlebotomus papatasi
Lineage: Eukaryota; Metazoa; Arthropoda; Insecta; Diptera; Psychodidae
Gene: JMJD7
Product: bifunctional peptidase and (3S)-lysyl hydroxylase Jmjd7
Exons: 6
Coding region: 150-1115 (321 amino acids)
Molecular function (GO): 2-oxoglutarate-dependent dioxygenase activity
Source: RefSeq, a predicted model, not a curated record
GUCAUACCUAGUGUCAAAGUGGAUGCCAGCCACACGGCAACGGCAAAAAACUAGCGGCUCUUUUAUUAUUUUUUCACGCGCGUAAAUAUUUUUUGAUCACUUAAACAAUAAAUUAGACAACAGUUGAGGAUUGUCUCUAUCAGAUUAUAAUGCAGUGUGCAAAAAUUAUUGAAGAAGCACUGGACUUUUUGUCACAGGAAGCUCAAGAACUAUAUUUAGGCUCAAGAAUACCAGAAUUAUUCGAUUUACCCACAUCUCUUCAAUUUACGCGGGAUUAUGUGGCUAAAAAUACGCCCGUAGUAUUGAGAGGUUGCCUUCAUUGGCCUGCAAUUUCUAAAUGGAGUUCAAAAUAUUUUAGAAGCACAAUUGCUGAUAAGGAAGUAACUGUAGCUGUUACACCUAAUGGAUAUGCAGAUGGUAUUGCUACAGCAGAACACGACAAGAAGGAGUACUUUGUAAUGCCAGAAGAACAGCAAAUGAGAAUGGAAGACUUCUUAGAUAAAUUGGACAGCAAAAGUGACUUAAUAUAUUACAUUCAGAAGCAGAAUUCAAAUUUGUCUACAGAUUUUGGUGAGCUUCUCGAAGAUGUUGAUAUAGAUUCGUUGAAUUUUGCAAAAGAAAGCUUCAACAAGGAUCCUGAUGCUAUGAAUUUUUGGAUGGGUGACGAAAGAGCAGUUACAUCCAUGCACAAGGAUCCAUAUGAAAAUACGUAUUGUGUUAUAUCUGGCUACAAAGAUUUUGUGCUAAUUCCUCCUGUUUGCUACCACAAUGUGCCACGUAAAGUGUAUCCAUCAGCUGUGUACAAAACUGAUUCUUCCGGUAAAAUAGCUAUAGAACCACAAUGUGAUCAAGAGACAGGAAAACCAAUCACUAUUGAAUGGGUUAGUGUAGAUCCACUAAAACCAGAUAUGAAAGCAUACCCUGAGUAUUCAAAAGCUCUUAAAUAUGAGGUACGAGUAAACGCAGGGGAUAUUUUAUAUUUACCCAGUUUUUGGUACCAUCACGUCCGUCAGAGUCACAAAUGCAUCGCAGUUAAUUUCUGGUAUGAUAUGGACUUCGACGCUAGAUACUGUUACUACAGAAUGAUAGAAAAAUUAUGUGCAAAUAAAUUGUAAAUCAAAUUUUCAAAUAGACACGAUAAAUUUGUAAUAGUAUUUUAUAACUUUAAAUCAUCAUGACGAAUAAUUUAUUUUCAGUCCAAAGAAUAGUAUAUUAAUUUUUCUAAAAUAUGCAUACUAACCUUAGGAGUGGUAGUCCUUUAAAAUAGGCUUUAAAAUAAAAACACAUCGUAUAUUCU